UUAGCAUAAAACAGUCCGGGAUCUGCACGAGUCGCGGGAACACAUCUGCAAACACAUCGAGUUAUAACGCGAUAAAAACACACCGCGAUAAACAUGAGCGACAACGAGAAACUGGACAACCAGCGGCUGAAGAACUUCAAGAAUAAAGGACGCGAUCUGGAGACCAUGAGAAGACAGAGAACUGAAGUUGUAGUUGAACUCCGAAAGAAUAAACGAGACGAGCACCUGCUGAAGAGGAGAAACGUGCCGCACGAGGACAUCUGUGAUGAUUCUGAUGCAGAUGGAGAUUUCAGAACGCAAAACACUUCUCUGGAAGCAAUAGUGCAGAAUGCGACCAGUGAUAAUCAGGGCAUUCAGCUGAGUGCUGUGCAGGCCGCACGGAAGCUGUUGUCGAGUGACCGCAACCCUCCUAUAGAUGACCUGAUCAAGUCUGGUAUUCUGCCCAUCCUCGUGCACUGUCUGGACCGAGACGAUAACCCAUCACUUCAGUUCGAGGCGGCUUGGGCUCUCACUAACAUCGCUUCAGGCACGUCUGAGCAGACGCAGGCGGUGGUGCAGUCAAAUGCGGUUCCUCUGUUCCUGCGUCUGCUGCAUUCUCCUCAUCAGAACGUGUGCGAGCAGGCCGUCUGGGCUUUAGGGAACAUCAUCGGUGAUGGUCCUCAGUGCAGAGAUUACGUCAUCAGUCUGGGUGUGGUCAAACCCCUGCUGUCCUUCAUCAGUCCCUCUAUACCCAUCACCUUCCUCCGCAACGUCACCUGGGUGAUGGUCAAUCUGUGCCGCCACAAGGACCCGCCACCACCCAUGGAGACCAUCCAGGAGAUUCUGCCGGCACUGUGUGUGCUCAUUCACCACACUGAUGUCAAUAUUCUGGUGGAUACCGUUUGGGCUCUGUCCUAUCUCACUGACGCUGGGAAUGAACAGAUACAGAUGGUCAUAGACUCUGGAAUUGUGCCAUACCUCGUACCUUUACUCAGCCACCAGGAGGUCAAAGUGCAGACGGCAGCGCUGCGAGCGGUGGGGAAUAUUGUGACAGGAACUGAUGAACAGACUCAGGUGGUGCUGAACUGUGAUGCUCUGGGUCACUUCCCAGCCCUCCUCACACACCCCAAAGAGAAGAUCAACAAGGAAGCUGUGUGGUUUCUGUCCAACAUCACGGCAGGGAACCAGCAGCAGGUCCAGGCCGUUAUUGAUGCCAAUCUCGUGCCCAUGAUCGUUCUGCUGCUGGAUAAGGGGGACUUUGGCACUCAGAAGGAGGCGGCGUGGGCCAUCAGCAACCUGACCAUUAGUGGCAGAAAGGAUCAGGUGGCAUACCUGAUCCAGCAGCAGGUGAUUCCUCCCUUCUGUAAUCUGCUGACAGUGAAGGAUGCUCAGGUAGUGCAGGUGGUGCUGGACGGACUCAGUAAUAUUCUCAAGAUGGCUGAUGAAGAAGCAGAGACCAUUGCUAACCUCAUCGAGGAGUGUGGAGGUUUGGAGAAAAUCGAGCAGCUGCAGAAUCAUGAGAAUGAGGACAUCUAUAAACUGGCUUAUGAAAUAAUCGAUCAGUUCUUCUCAUCUGAUGAUAUUGACGAGGACUCUAACCUGGUUCCAGAGGCGAUCCAAGGAGGAACUUACGGGUUUAAUUCCUCUACCAACGUGCCAGCAGAAGGGUUCCAGUUCUAGAAGAUGGCUGAAAGGAGAAACGAAAUCAAAGUGGAGGAUGGACUUCACACAGCCAUGUCCAAGGGAGGCAUUUUGCAAGAAUGGCACCUGAAUGCGAGCAUGGGGUCAAAAUGAAAAGGGACAAACAUCUCUAACCUGUGCACCCAUCUAAAUAUUUAACACUCGGCUGUCUUUGAAGAGGCACAAAAACCGAGAUGCUGAAGAGGAAAACGAAUCGAGCCACAUUCAAGCUUCACUUCCCAAAAGUGUUUUAAAAGCAGACAAAGUGGCAGAUGUUCGCUCAAGCACUUGAGAGGAUUAUUACGAAGGUGACUGCUACAGACAACCAGCCUUUCUCAAAGGCUUCCAGAGACUCGAGGCUGCUGCAGAACCAAUAUAUACACUGAAGAGUGAAGCGCUGUACUACACAGAGCUGUUCCCUAGUAUUCAUAGUAAAAUAUUCAAGAAGGUUGCAACUUUGCUUCUACCGUGGACUGGUGCAACUGAAUCCCUAAUGAGUCUAACAUGCUUGUGAAUCCACUGAUCAAUGAAAUGGCAAGUCAUUCUGAACACUAAAGCAAUGACUGGAUCACACACUGGAGAGUACAGUGCAUCCAGAAAGUAUUCACAGCGCAUUUUAUGUUUCAGCCUUUUUCCAAAAUUGAUUAAAUUCAUAAUUUUCCUCAAAAUUCUACAAACAAUACCCCAUAAUGACAACAUGAAAGAAGUUUGUUUGAAAUCUUUACAAAUUUUUCAAAAAUGAAAAAAAAUCACAUGUACAUAAUUAUUCACAGUCUUUGCCAUGACACUCAAAAUUGAGAUCAGGUGCUUCCUGUUUCCACUGAUCAUCCUUGAGAUGUUUCUACAACUUGAUUGGAGUCCACCUGUGGUAAAUUCAGUUGAUUGGACAUGAUUUGGAAAGGCACACACCUGUCUAUAUAAUGUCCCACAGUUAACAGUGCAUGUCAGAGCACAAACCAAGCCAUGGAGUGAAAGGAACUGCCUGUAGACCUCCGAGACAGGAUUGUAUCGAGGCACAGAUCUGGGGAAGGGUACAGAAAAAUGUCUGCAGCAUUGAAGGUCCCAAUGAGCACAGUGGCCUCCAUCAUCUGUAAAUGGAAGUUUGGAACCACCAGGACUCUUCCUAGAGCUGCCCGGCCAAACUGAGCGAUCGGGGGAGAAGGAUUGCUCUCCAGUUCCCAGACAUGCUGUCACCUCGUCCUCGACCACUCACCCUCUGCUGACAGCCACUCAUACCCGGGCGGACAGCAGUGAGCCCCUCCUCCCCUUGUGGAUGGCGGCCGUUCCUCUGCAGCCGGCAGCAACUCCUCCAGCUGCUCCUUUAAGCAGAUGGCAGUGGCGAGGACUCUACAAGAGUGCAUCUCUCCUCCAUCCCAGGCUUCGGCGCCAAUGUAACAGGGUUAAAAUGGGAAAGGAGGCAGGAACCGGACGAUCCGUCAAUGUAAUAUUUAGUGAAAAUUUUAACAAAAUGACACAUGCACGCAUGGCAACUGCGUGUGGCUCGCUCUCUCCUGAACUGAUUGGCACAAUUGAGAGUCGAGCAUGCACACUCCCAGCCCCACCCUCCUCCUCGUCUCGUUACCUCAGUGAUUUAGACCGUGGCAUGAUUGUUUGUGUCAGACGGGCUGGUUUGAGUAUUUCUGUAACUGCUGAUCUCCUGGGAUUUUCACACACAACAGUCUCUAUGCAAGUACAUAUUCUGAGUAUAUUCUAGAGAAUGUUUGGUGCAAAUGAAAUGAGGAAAGGUUCUGAAAGUUUUGCUCAACUGGGAGUAUUCUGCAUGACUGCUGUGCAUUUUCCAUUCCCCUAUUUGAAUUGUGACUAGAAGCACCUAAUAAACAUGCAAAAAAAUUAUUCUAGGGCAGUUUUCCUAAAUUCAUGUCCACAUAUGUGAGACUGACAAGUUGUUAGUUGUUUUUUUUUUGGGUAAAUCAUUGUCCAGUAGUGUUGAUUAUUCAAGUUUGAGACAGAAAUGAUCAUAAUUAAUUCAGAUUGAAAGUAAUGUCCAGCAUCAUCCAAUCACUGUCAA
Messenger RNA from Xyrauchen texanus (razorback sucker), 3688 nucleotides. RefSeq names its product importin subunit alpha-3. Lineage: Eukaryota; Metazoa; Chordata; Actinopteri; Cypriniformes; Catostomidae. The transcript has 18 exons. Gene Ontology annotation, biological process: NLS-bearing protein import into nucleus. The coding region runs from base 94 to 1659 and encodes 521 amino acids. The record is from RefSeq and is a predicted model, not a curated record. Gene Ontology annotation, cellular component: nucleoplasm; cytoplasm; nucleus. Gene Ontology annotation, molecular function: nuclear import signal receptor activity; protein binding.